Molecule: messenger RNA, 4430 nt
Organism: Betta splendens (Siamese fighting fish)
Lineage: Eukaryota; Metazoa; Chordata; Actinopteri; Anabantiformes; Osphronemidae
Gene: timm21
Product: translocase of inner mitochondrial membrane 21
Exons: 10
Coding region: 176-913 (245 amino acids)
Biological process (GO): protein import into mitochondrial matrix
Cellular component (GO): TIM23 mitochondrial import inner membrane translocase complex
Source: RefSeq, a predicted model, not a curated record
CGUGUGACGACAAACAUGCGCGCCUCAGGAAAGCAGAUUGUAUUCGCCUUUGAGUAGUGUUCAUGUUGAAUUCUAGUCUGAUCAUACGCACGUUUAUGUUGUUACCCUCUGUGGAGACUUGUAGCUAGAAAACAGUAGGCGAGUUUCCCGCACGCAACCCGCAGACGACGCGAUCAUGGCUUAUGCGCAGAUCGUGAAAGCUUUGCGGCAGACGGCGACACGGUUCCGUGGGCAGACGUGCAGACUGGCACAGGUCAGCUUCGUCCACACACACGGGGCAGUGUCCACCGCAUCGAGGCUCACCUUCCUCGGGAGAGCGGACGCACCGGUGUCGGCGCUAAGCUGCUUCGUUCAGGCGCAGCCUCUGCGGACGCUUUCGCUCCAGUGUGCAAACAGGAAUAAAAGCAGCCCCGAGCAGAGCGACAGGUCGGUGUCCAGGUAUCAGAGAGGCAGCCCGAAGCCUUCAGCUGCACAGAAGGUUAAGGAUGCUGGAAGAGACUUCACCUACUUGAUAGUUGUUCUCAUCGGGCUCGGAGUGACAGGCGGUCUGUUAUAUGUAGUCUUCCAGGAACUAUUUUCAUCCUCAAGUCCAAAUAAAGUCUAUGGGAAAGCCUUCAACAUUGUCAAAUCACACCCAGAGGUAAUUGGUGCAUUUGGCGAGCCAAUCAAAUGCUAUGGGGAGACUACGCGACGGGGAAGAAGACAACAGGUCAGCCAUUUGGAGUAUUUGAAGGACGGGCUGAAGCACAUGAGGCUUAAGUUUUACAUUGAAGGUUCUGAGCCAGGCCUCAAAGGAACUGUACAUUCGGAGUCAAAGGAGGAUCCUGAAACUGGAAAAUAUGUGUUUCGCUACAUAUUUGUGGACAUAGACACCUACCCAAGACGGACAAUCAUUGUGGAAGAUAAUCGAUAACAAACACAACGGACUCAACCAAGAAACAAGUGUGUGUUAUUGGACAAACAAUUGAUUUAAUUGAAUUGAAUAUUAAAACAGUAUCUUUGUUUUUUGCUUUUUUUUUUAAUUCAGACUUUGUUAUGAGAGGGGCUGCUGUGCAUUGCUGAGGAGUUAUUCAAAGAACACUCACUUUUCCAAAUAUAAAUUAUGAAUUUUGAUGUUGUGCUGUGUUUGGAUGAUUGAUUGCUACAGAAUGAGCUUAAUUUAUGAAUGGGCUGUAGAAAGAGGUUUUUUACGUUGUAAUAAAAUAUAAUUUUGACACGUUGGAAAAAGUCUGAUUUUCAGACCUAAUAAACAUCAGCUGUGACUAGUUAAGUUUUAACCUUAGGAAAACUGGUUUAUCCUUACGAUUUCUUUACUACGUUAAAUCUUUAAAUAGUCCCUUGAUAAAAUAUGAUUCCAUCUUUAUGCAUUGCUAAAUUAAUUUUGUUGCAUUUUGCGCUUGGCUGCACUGUAAAGUAGUGGCCACUAGGUGGAAGCAAAUAACACUGAAUAAAUAAUUUGCUUUUUAGUGAGAUUUUCUUUCCUCUUAUGAAUUUUAAUUUCUAAAUGUGUUCAAUGUUUAUGUUCAUGUCUAAAAUAUACAAAAUAUAGGGUUUUGAUAGUUAGUUUGUUUAACUUAUUUUAUUGACCUUUCGACAUAAGCCGUGGUGGAGUAAAUAUGUAGUUGUCCCCUUCACUUUCUCCUCAAUAUUCAAAUCGAAAGCGAUUAAGUGUCCGUGAACGCGCACCAGUCAUUUCGUCCAGCUGUCAAACGUAGCCGACGAUGUAGGCGGGAGAUUUACGGGAAACCGUGAAGGCAACGUUUCUGUGAACUCCGCCCACUCUGAAAGCGAAGGCAGCGUUGAGCACAGGGAUGUGCUAAACAUUUCCCCGCUAGCUUGAGCUCUGUAGGACUACGGCUACAUAUUUCCUCUAUGUACGGUCAACAGGCGGCUUCCAGGGUAACUAUCCAGCGAGCUCGCGUGCCAUGUUAAUAAAACUGGCCCAUUUAAGCAGCUUCGUUGGCGCCGCGGCGGCGUAGAGCGGCGUCCUCCGCUGUUGUUGUGGCCUGCUACAUGCUAGCCUAGCUAGCGUAGCCGUAGCCUCAGCGGGUUCCUGGAGCUGCUCGCAUCACGCCUGACAGUCGGGACGGGGAAAUGACACACCUUGUCAGCUAACUGCGAAGUUAUCGUUGGAAAGUAAGUAACGUCGCAUCUUUUUAAAGCGCUAGUUUUGACCGGAGUGAGCGCUAACGCGGCCAAGUCAACAGAGGAGCUUCGUUUACAUCUGUGAACUUCAGAGGUGUCUAACUUCCUCCUCUAGGUAUGAGAGCACCUCCUCUGUGACUGACUAAUCACCCGCAAAAUGGAGCUGUAUUGGUAUAUAGUUGUCAUCAUAUUUAUCAUCAUCAAGAUAUUUUUCUAUGUGUGCUGGUAUCGGUCAAGACAGAGGCAACUGGCCGCGUACCUGAGCAACCCUCGCAACGCGCAGAUCGUCAUUGUUGGAGGAAGGGCCUACCUCCAUCAGAUGUGUGAGAGGCAGAGUCAACCAUCUCUCUGGCAAAGUUGGUACGGUGUCCAGGAUGACGUGUCGAUAGAGGAGCCCUCCACGGCUUUGCCGCCGACUUCAUCCUUCUCCCACUUGGACGUGCCACCGCCAUAUGAGGCCGUCUCUGGAGAAGAUGAUCCGAAGCCCCCUCCCUACAGCGAGUGUGCUCACAGUGACGACACAGAUGCCCCUCGUCCCUCCCGCCACACGCUUCUCAUUUCAUCAGGUGGAGACUCCACCAUUGUGAAUGAACCCCCGCCCCCUUACUCACCAUCUGCCCCCACACAAGUUGGUCAACAGGACUGUCCCGUGAGCCACAGCGAGCCCCAGUCUGAGAGCAGGUCCAAUUAAUCAGUUCCUGAUGCCAGUUUGCCUUUUCCAUGCACUGCCUUCCUACAUUCAACCUCAGUGAUUGUUGCCAGCCGAACUCUCGUCACAUGAGAGCAGUUUAUUUGGGUGCGUGCGUGUGUGGGCGCGUGUGUGUGCGUGGUGGUUUUUAGAACCCAAGUUGUUUUUCUUCUUUGUAUUAUUAAAAAAAGUGGUCAUCUGAUGAGUUUGGCAAUAACAGAUGACAUCAGCGAAGCCUGUGUGCCUCAGUCAGGACAUUAGAACCUGCCUCCUAGCUAUGAUGAGGAUAAUCCCCCCCACAACCUCUAAGCUCAGAGGGAACCAGUGAGCUACACGUUCUGUGUGUUCAGUUCACAAAGUGGUUUUUCCGCCAUACGGUAUGUCCGAGGCUGCUUCCUUUCAUAGAUCACAACAUCUGACUCACUGAAAGCAUGAAUGGGGAAAUAAGUAGAUGCCUGACAGCUCAGUUCCUGCCACUAUGAAACACAGUAUGUGGGACAAUUAUUUGCCUUUGUGUGUAUGUGUAUAGGUAGUUAUGAAUACUGAGUAACUGUGAUAGAAAUCCAUUAGACCCCAGGGCACCUUGCUACAUUCAUUUACAUAUUAAACAAAUAGUUUCUACUUCUUCGUGUUAUUAAGCUCAAUGCUUCAUUAAUAGUGUGCGUGUAUUCUGUGAAGACAGAGUAUGUUAAAUUGAUAAUGAGUGAAUAAUUGUCAGAAAUAAACUCAUUACAGUGAUUAUACAUCACAGUGAUUAUAGUGAGACAUUAGGCAGCUCAAGUGCCUAUAACGUCUAUGAAUGGAAGUGAGCAAGGACGAACGGGAAAGGAAAACAAGUCGGUGAAUCGAGUUAGCGCUUCAUGGCAGUAAACAAGAGAGAGCUCUCUGUUGAUUAUCACCCUUUCGUCCUCACAGCUCGGUUCCGUCGCGUUCUGCUCGCACGUUCGCACCUGAACACCUGGAUGCAGCAACGCCAUAAACACGAACUGAAAAUGGAGUGCAACACAUGAUCUUGUGGAAUUUUCGCCACCCCAUGAUGUUUCUUAACCCUUGGAUUCUGUCUGUGUAACCUCCAUGUUAAUCUCCCUCAGGCUGGUCGAGGUCGGCCGACUGCGUGUAGUUCUUCCCUCUCAAUAUUGCUUUGGACAAUGUCAUUUGUUGUGCUAUUUGCAUUGUCUGUCACCGCAUUUCAGUUAAUCAAAACAUUACACAGUCAGAUUAUCAGACAAUGCACCUCCCAGGUUUGUUUUAAGAAAAGUAUAAGCAGUGUACAGCUUCUUGGGGAUGAGAUGAAACUGUAAUAUGAACAAUGAUACAAUGAAAAUCAUUUGUGUUGUGACGGCAAAUCAAUGAUCAUCCACCACUGAUGCCUUCUGCAGGAUCUUCCUGUGGCUUUACAGUCUGAAGGAUGGAGUCAAUGGAGUCAGAGCAGCAGCGCGGUUGAGUAGCUAGACAGCAGUGUUACGGGCAUCUGAGUCAUGUGUUUCACCUCUCAUUCCCACGGUGGGUGACCUAUCUAUCUCUCUAGUCAGGGGGCAUUUAACUUUUUUGUCUGAUUUUGAUGAAUGCACCUUCUGUAUUAAACUCUUGUUCAUAA